AGCGAAUCAACGUUGGCUUUACUGAAGGUGGAAGCUGCUGUUUAGUAUUUCGAUUUGAAAAUAUGUCGCUGACUCGGGGCAUCGGCAAAAACGAGUACAUGAAGAAAAGGAUACCCAGAAAUGAAAAGUAUGCCCAUGUCAAAACCAGGCUGGACACAGGAUCGAGCAAAACAAAGUACAUGGAAAGACUGGAGGAGAUGAGAAAAAACUACAGGUAUCGAAAAGGCGAAAUCUUCAAGAGGUUAAAGGUGACGACCUUUGCUCAGCUGGUACUUCAGGUGGCUUCUGUUUCAGACGGGGAUCAAAGCGAGGUCAAUGAUGAAUCAAUCAACACCCAACAAGACGGUCUGUCAGUCAUCUCUGAGGCAGACCUGGAGUGUGAGUCUGAGCGGGUCAACGGCUUGUCGCUGGAGCUGCCUCUGUCGCAACAACACGACGCAGGAGACCGCAGGGAUGGCUGCCACACUGCCAGGUCAACACUCCUCAGCGUCAUCAGCGGCGUUGGAGAGCUGAACGUGGAAGGGGCCAAUCAGAAGACGGCAGAGUCCGUGUCAAGCCCCUCCUCUGCCGACACGCCCUACCUGGACUGCCCCUACCUGCUGCUGGACGUACGCGACCGCGACCAGUAUGACCGCUGCCACAUCAUCAGCGCUCACAGUUUCCCCAUCGCCAUGCUGUCUCGAACUAUGAAUCCCUACACCAAGGAAGUGCUGGAAUAUAAAAAUGCUGUGGGGAAAAUCAUCGUCGUCUACGAUGAUGACGAGAGAAUAGCCAGCCUGGCGGCUACCACCAUGUGUGAGCGGGGCUUUGAAAAUCUCUUCAUGCUCUGUGGGGGUCUCAAGGUAAUCGCCCAGAAGUUUCCGAGUGGAAUGACAACCGGCUCCUUUCCAGAGUCGUACUUGUCCACUUCCAAACCCUCCAAGGCGAGGAAAUCGUCUGUGGCCCGGCCGUCGGCGCAGGAUGCCGAGAAACGCUGGAGGUUUACGUUGGACGAGCUGGAUAAGAUCCAGGAGCAGAUGGAGGAGCUGAUCAUCUCCAAUUACUCAACCAGUCAGCUGUCCAGUCGCACAUCAUCCAGCAGCGGCCGGUCCACGGCUUCCAGCCAUCAGAGUUCCUCCACAGCCGAGAGAAAGACCUCCAGAGUUCAGAACAGCAGACCCUGGAAAUGACCCUCCACCCCUCUGCCCCGCC
This is a messenger RNA of Xiphophorus maculatus (southern platyfish), 1191 nucleotides long. It is a transcript of the gene cep41, whose product is annotated as centrosomal protein 41. Gene Ontology annotation, biological process: protein polyglutamylation; cilium assembly. Bases 63 to 1169 code for a protein of 368 amino acids. Gene Ontology annotation, cellular component: ciliary basal body. The record is from RefSeq and is a predicted model, not a curated record. NCBI's taxonomy places the organism in Eukaryota, Metazoa, Chordata, Actinopteri, Cyprinodontiformes, Poeciliidae. The transcript has 11 exons.